Molecule: messenger RNA, 398 nt
Organism: Phytophthora nicotianae INRA-310
Lineage: Eukaryota; Oomycota; Peronosporomycetes; Peronosporales; Peronosporaceae
Exons: 1
Source: RefSeq, a predicted model, not a curated record
GUGACCGUCCGAAUCCACGGUUCGCGUGCCGUGAGCCCAAACCUGGUUCUGAGGAUGAGACCAUGGCCCGGAGCUUCCACAGUGUGUCUGGGAGCUCCGUGGGAGGGCACACUCCAGUGCCCAGUGAGCGCAGCGUUGACAGCGUGCACUCGCUCGCUAGUGAUCACGUUGAUCACGGUUCAAAGACGCCUGAGCGCUCUGAGAGCCCUGCCGACGAGGCGAAGGGCUCGCCUUAUGCUGGCGGCGACGAGAGAGGCAAACCUCCGAACAAUCUCUCGCUUGCCGAGGGCCUUGAGCGUGCUCAGGCUGCUAAAGUUGCAGCCAAAGAGGCCAAGCACUCUAAAAAGCGCAUGACAUCUAAGUCUCCAUUCCGCGACGGGAAGGAGACUCGUGAUUAG